Molecule: messenger RNA, 943 nt
Organism: Camellia sinensis
Lineage: Eukaryota; Viridiplantae; Streptophyta; Magnoliopsida; Ericales; Theaceae
Product: Golgi apparatus membrane protein-like protein ECHIDNA
Biological process (GO): protein secretion; vesicle-mediated transport
Cellular component (GO): Golgi membrane
Source: RefSeq, a predicted model, not a curated record
UUAUCACCAAAUUCCUCCAUCGAAACGGAGUGCUAGGGGGCGACGUUUCACAUACAUACAUACCAACACACAGAAACGUAACAGAGACUUGAGGGACGAAAGAGAGAGAGACUUUGAAUUUGAUUUCUGUAAAGGUCGAUCUUCUUCCCCUUCUGAUGGAUCUAAGCCCUCCUGCAGGGGAAAACUAUGCCCACCCGAGGAUAUGUUUCUUUCAUGUGAUCUUCAAGGCAGCAGCUUUGGCGUUUUAUAUAGUUUCAGCUCUCUUUGUCGAUAGCUUUGUUAUCAUUUUUGUGGUCACUGUUCUUCUUGCUGCUUUUGAUUUUUGGGUAGUCAAGAAUGUGAGUGGUCGUAUCUUGGUUGGUUUGAGGUGGUGGAAUGAAAUAAAUGAGGAGGGUGAGAGCGUGUGGAAAUAUGAAUGCCUUGACCAAGAGUCAUUGGCUAGGAUGAACAAGAAGGAUUCCUGGCUAUUCUGGUGGACCCUUUACCUUACAGCAGUUGCAUGGAUUGUUCUUGGAAUAUUCUCUCUCAUAAGGUUUCAAGCUGAUUUUCUUCUUGUAGUAGCAGUUUGCUUGACCCUCAGCAUUGCAAAUAUCGUUGGUUUUACUAAAUGUCGCAAAGAUGCUAAAAAGCAGAUUCAAGCAUUUGCCUCCCAGACCAUUGCAUCUCGAUUCUCAACUACACUACAGUCGGCAUUUAGUGUAGUCUGAAUUGUUCUUACAGAGAGAUGUAAAAUAGUGAAGUUGAAGAAAUGCAGGCAGAAACACAGAGAACUGGUUGUGAAAUAUGUACUCAUUGAUCCCUUUACAGGAUAAAUAUUAAAGUUGGAUCUUGUUAAGCGGAGUUCAUGCUCCGCAUGACGACUUGAAUUUUUGUUGGUUUUUACUUUGUAUAUUCAGAAUACAAGAAAACACCUAGAAAUGCCUCUCUUUUUUGCUUUUCUUUU